Molecule: messenger RNA, 5426 nt
Organism: Lutzomyia longipalpis
Lineage: Eukaryota; Metazoa; Arthropoda; Insecta; Diptera; Psychodidae
Gene: RhoGAP93B
Exons: 13
Coding region: 141-3806 (1221 amino acids)
Biological process (GO): signal transduction
Cellular component (GO): cytoskeleton; cytoplasm
Molecular function (GO): GTPase activator activity; protein binding
Source: RefSeq, a predicted model, not a curated record
CUUGCAGUGAAGGACCCCUGCCUGAGUGUUAAAAAAAAGUUUGGUCUCGAAAAAAAAAAACAAUUUCGUGAAAAAAAUAUGUGAUUUUUGUGGAAAAUAGUGGAAAUUCGCAGCACCAAGAGCGAGCUCCUGGAUGGAAGAUGACGUCGGAAAGGAUCGAAUGGGUCGAGAUCAUCGAGCCCCGCACAAAGGAGCACAUGUAUGCGAAUCUCACCACGGGAGAAUGCGUCUGGGAUCCGCCUGAGGGUGUCAAUAUAAAGCGAACAAGUGACUCUCAGUGGUGGGAGCUCUUUGAUACCAAUACCCAUCGCUUCUACUACUACAAUGUGGCAUCGCAGACCACGGUAUGGCAUCGACCGGUUGAUUGUGACAUCAUCCCGCUGGCAAAGUUGCAGACUCUGAAGCAGAACACAGAGAGGAAGGAUGAAUCCACGCAGACAUCCCACGGGAAGGUGAAUAGCAGUGCAAUUAUUUCAAAACUUUUCCGCAAUGAACCUCGCCCGGAGAUAAAGCCAACAUCCUCGAGGGAGCGUGGACCGCAGGAAUCUAAGAGUGUGGAACUACUCGCAAGUCCCCAAGGACGCCAUAGCUUCCGACCUAGUUCCACAGAUUCACCCGGUAGUCGUCACGAUGCCCACAAAUACUGUCGUCACACGGGUGGAUCGACAUCACCGCGCAACAACAGCCACAGGCAUGAUUCGGGCAAAUCGAGUGACUCAAGUCUCUCCAGCACGCACGGAUAUAGACGUUUGCAGGACGGUGGGAGUCUACGUCUUGGGCAGCAACAGCAACACAGUGGACGACGAAAGCAGCACAGCGCAGAAAAUUGCUACAGGAUGCUUCAGGAGAGCAAUAGCUCUCACAACAUUCCGCAUGUUGCAAUGGGCGGAAGUGAUGCGAAACCAUCGCCGCAGUAUCCGAAGCAAAAAUUGCCGUAUUCACUGUCGAAUUCUUCGGAUUUAGCUGGAAGUGCAUCUCCGGCACAUUCAACGAGUACUCCGCAGCUGAAGAAGAAACUCGCGGGAGACUUUGCCACACGUUCAUCCGCCGAUGGAACGAAACACCAAAGUUUCGACUUUGUUGGAAAAGAUCCUCCGAUUGUGUCAUUGACGCGCUCCGGGAGUUUCAUGUCGUCACCGCGCCAGCAGCAUCAAUCGCGAACAGUGACAACGCCGAGCAAUGAAGGAAAUGGAGGUGGUAGUGAUGAUUCUAUGCAUGAGAAAUAUUUUAAAUCUGUUGAAAACACACCAGUGACCCGGCGUCGUCACACGACAUCUGCCAAGGGGGCCGCCAUUGCGUCUGGAUCGUCCGGCGGAGGAAGCGGUGGUGGCAAUGAUGCACGAGCCAGCGGAAGUGGGGCAUCAUCGAGAGUCUUAGCGGCAACGGGUGCAGGCGGUUCGAGCGAUUCCAGUCCACAGAGUCCCACAAGUCCGCAGAAUCAUGCAACGAAACCAGCGAGACCAUCACUCUUGAGCAGUGUCUCCAUUGCCAUAGAUACCCCAAGCUCCUAUAUUUCUAGUCACAAAAAUGAUCCGGAACUUCUUAAUCUGGAUCUACCCACAAAACCCGAAAGAUAUUUGGACAAGAUGAAAGUUGAUAAGGGAAAAGUGUCGCCGGGAAGUGUGUCAAAUAGUUCAGGGCUGUCGAUACAGCAGAUAAAUAAUUUGAUGAAGCCACUGGCGAAUAAGUACAGUGGUGCUGUGACGUCUAGUCAAUGCCAAAAUGAGCUGAGGCAGCAGCAUACAUCGUCGUCAUUUAGCAAUACACCAAAGGAGCACAAGGAGGAAGCCGCACAGCCGGUUAUUCCUUAUCUCAGUAAGCCAAAUCUCGAGAGGCACAAUAAGGAGAUGCAGCAGCAGCAGCACAGCGCUGAAAGAGCCACGUCCACAGGAAGACGCACGCGACGCAGGCAACAGCACAUGAUGGGUACAAUGACCAGCGAUGCGGAGUAUGACAAUGGGAAUAUUUCACCGCUCUACAGUAAUUGGGAUCAGGAGAUGCAAGAACAUCUUCUACCCCUGCAGCACUACAUUAUUGAACAGGCAAAAUUAUCAGGAUGCUACCGCCUCGGUGAUCCAUUGGAUUCCGACUCAUUGCACUCAGACAGUCAAUCUGAACAUUCCCUGUCUGGUCAUGAGCCCGACAAUGAGGAUUCUGAUCACUCAGAUGGACGUGGCGACUACUUGGCGCAUCACUGUGUCACUGGAGAAGACUACGGGAUGUCAAGAGGUGGUGGAGGAGGAGGUGGUGCUGGACACACAUCCUACUACAAUAUCGGCUUGAAUUUUGGGAAAGAAGAAAAGGAAGACAUCUCUUCCGAGGUGGAGGCAAAACUGGAGAGUGCUCGGGAUGAACCGCAGAUCUACAGCCCAGUUAGGAAUCAUCCAAUCUUCCCAUUAGGUGGUGGUUCGGGAAUGGCACAUCAUCAUCAUCACGGCAAAAUGGGUGGGAUGCAGAAGCAACAAUCAAUGCCAACAUCAGGCUUCCAUCAUCAACAAUCAAUGGAUCGGCAUUUGCAAGUACACGGAAUGUCCAAGGGGCUUCCAUCAUCGGGACUUGGGGGUGUUCCCCAGUUGGCCAUAAUGAAGGAGUGUGACAUUGAGAAGUUUGCCCAAGACAACCUCAAUCUCCAUUCAAAGGGAAUCUUCAGGAAGAAGUCUUCCGUGAGGGAUAUGCUGAGUUGGACGGGAAAUGCCAUAAGUCGGCCAAUGUUGGCCGUUUCGCGUGACAAAGCUGGCAAGAAGAUGGCCACGGAACUCUUUAAGCUCGUGCAAAUUUACAUGGGAGACCGUAAAGCUAGACAGGGGAUGAGUCUCAAUUCUGUGGUCAUUGAUAUCAUUGCAUUGGCAGUACAGCAGCCACCGCUCCGUGAUGAGUUGUAUGUGCAAUUGUGUCGUCAAACAACGGAGAAUCCUUCGAGAGAAUCUCUAAUCCGUGGUUGGGAGCUUAUGGCCAUCUGCUUGUCUUUCCUGCCGCCAUCACCUACUUUUCAGCCAGCUCUUCUCAACUACAUGAAUCGCCAUCGAGAUCCUACUUUUGCCACGAGCUUCCCAGAGGUUGGAAAAUGGCCGAUUCACGUACAAAUUUCUCAUUAUGCCACAAUAGCGUGCCGAAGGUUAGAUAGAAUCGGGAGUUCGGGGAAGAAACAAGCUAAGAAACCAUCUGAGGAUGAAGUUAACCAAUCAAGAGAUCAAAUCUUCCGGGAUAGUAUGUUUGGGAAUACAUUGCACGAGGUGAUGGAGUUGCAGAAGGAUCGCUUUCCGGAUCGUCAAUUGCCAUGGGUGCAGGUUACGUUGUCGGAGCAAGUUUUGCUUAUGGGUGGGAAACAAACUGAAGGUAUUUUCCGUGUUCCUGCUGAUGUGGAUGAAGUUAUGUACUUGAAGAAUCGUCUCGAUCGAUGGGAAAUACCCGAAUACAAACCCUCCAUGGAUGCACAUUCACCGGCGAGUCUUUUGAAACUUUGGUAUCGUGAACUCUAUGAUCCCCUCAUUCCGGAUGAAUUGUAUGAGAAGUGCGUUCAAACUGAGGAUCCCGAAGAAGCAGCAAAUAUUGUUAACAAGUUGCCACGACUUAACAAAACGGUUUUGAUGUUUUUAAUUCACUUCCUACAACAAUUUGCUCAACCCGAUGUGGUGGCCAACACCAAAAUGGACUCAUCGAAUUUGGCAAUGGUAUUCGCACCAAAUUGCCUCAGAUGCACAUCGCAAGAUCCCAAAGUUAUACUUGAGAAUGCAAGAAAGGAAAUGGCCUUCCUACGCACCUUAAUCAUCAACAUGGAUACAUCCAGUGUGGCGUAUCUCAAAUAAAUGAAGAAUGAAGAGAAGAGAGAGAGAAUAAAAAAAGAAGCAUCGUCGAGCAUCGUUUGCCACUUCCAGAGUCACCUCCUGCCAUUCCCACCCGCGCGCGCCCAUCAUCAGCCACAGAAUUUCGCUAAAGUAUUGUAAUGCAAAGCGGUAAGAAAUUUUUCUCUUAAAAUCCGACUGCUUUAAUAUAAACUCUCCUCAUGUUCUUGCGAGAUAAUUAUAUUACCUUUCCGCCAAAAUAUUGUGCAGAGAAAUACGUGCUAAUUAAAAAAUCACAGCUAAAAAGAAAAUAAUUCUGAAAAAAAACAAAAUAUCCUUGCUCCAGAAACUUUGUCUUUUGAAAGUUAUUCAACACAAGUCAAAAAAAAAGAAAAUGUGAAUUUAAUGAAAAAAAAAGUAUUAAAAAUUUAUCAAUUCAAUAGAUGAAUAAAAAAAAAUGAUGAGAAGUUUGACGAGUUUUUAGAAUUUGACGAAAAAAAAACAUUUUAUCAAGAAAAAAUCCUAUCAUAAAUUAAUAUUGUAUGCUCGUGUUUCGUGGCUGCAUUUUUCCAAUAGAGAGAUCUCUUAAUUGCGAAUGGACUAAAGAACUUAAUUGACGAAUGCAAAACUUAAAAAAAAAACUAUUUAUUACAUUUAACAAGGAAAAAAAUCUAUAUUAGAGAUUGAUGAAAAAAUACAAUAAUUAACUAACAAAAUAAGACGCUAGAGUGUUCCACUUUUUUUUCUCAGUUUAAUAAAAACAACAACAAAAAUCAAAUGACAGCCACUCUUCUAACAAGCAGAAUUUAAAGAAAAAAAUUAUUGUGAAGAGAAGUGGAUUAGUAGAGAGAUAAUAAAAAGAAUAUUUUUGCAAUAACUUAAAAAAUGAUUAAAUGAAGCAUUAAAUUGCAUUGUAAUAUUUAUUGUAAUCGAUUUAUUGAAUUUUAACAGAGUAUUGUACCACAAAAGUUGCACUGGCAGUAAUUUUUUAAAAAUAUUAUUUUUAAAGGACAUUUUAAUUUAUUUCUUUAAAAAAAAUACCCAAUUUGAUUUUUUUAAUUGAAACACAAAAAUUGGGAUCAAAGAUAAAAAAAAUCCAACAAUGAGACUUUCAGUGCAACUGUUGUAGGUGGAAAAGCGCAAAAAAAUAAGAAAAAAAAUUCCAAUGAAAUAUUCCUAAUGAAAGAAUUUCCAAAAUUUUCAUUGAAUCUCAUUUUAUUCUUUUUUUUAUAUAUCAUUUUACAAGUCUUGUUAAUCUCCUUAUAUACUCAAUUGUAUCCUUAAUUUUAUCUCAUUUCUGCCAUUCAAAGACUUAAGUGUUGUUCAUUGUUUAAUGAAAAGAACAAAAUAUUCCCUGUUUGUUUUUUUUUUUUUAAAUAUAAUUUAAAGUUUUUUUUUACACAACCAGUCAAAAAAGAAAUAAAGGACUUAGGGUUUUUUUAUAAAUAUUUUUUCAAUGUACUUCAUUUUUUAAAUGUGAAACUACUGUAGAAGUUAAUAAAUGAUCGAUGAAAAAAAAAUGGAAACAACAUACAGAGAUGAAUAGUGUGUAGAAAAAGACUUAAAAAAGCAACAAUAUUUAGUAAGUUCAUGAAAAUAUUUAAAGAAAAAACAAAAGAGAGAAAUAAAUUACAAUGAAAAUUA